AUGUCUACCAGGAGCUACAGCGAUGCGGUCAAUAAUCUUAACUCGUUGCAGUCGAAUGCAGCCACCCUCGAGGCUUUGCGCGCAUCGGGGGGUCGUAUGAGCGAGUUUGCUAUCCCCGAGAUGCUGGAAUACCUGGAGAGGAUAGGGUACACUCCAGAGGAUCUCAAUCGAAUGAAUGUCAUACAUAUCACGGGAACCAAGGGGAAGGGCUCGACGUCUGCCUUCACGGAUUCUAUACUGCGUCAUACAAAGCCGGACUGGAAAGUUGGACUGUAUACGUCUCCUCACUUAGUCGCGGUGCGCGAACGCAUACGAGUUAAUGGGGUUCCAAUAUCGGAGGAACAGUUUGCGCAAUUUUUCUAUGAAGUCUGGGAUAGGCUGGAUAAGAACACCACCCGCAAGUACCCGAGCACGUCUCUGAAACCUGCGUACUUCCGAUUCGUGACCCUUGUCGCAUUCCACGCAUUCCUAAGCCUCAAGGUGGACGCGACAAUACUGGAAGUGGGAGUUGGGGGUGCCUACGACAGCACCAACAUUGUGCCCAAGCCGGUUGUCACUGGUGUAACGUCGCUGGGUCUCGACCACGUUGCCGUUUUGGGGAGAACGCUGAGUGAGAUCGCCUGGCAGAAGGGAGGAAUAUACAAGAAAGGGGUACCCGCGCUGACUGUCCAGCAGCCGGAAGAAGGCAUGACUAUGCUCAGAGGACGUGCCGAGGAGCUCAAGGCCUCAAGCUUCGAAGUCGUUUCGCCCAGCCCCGAACUGGAAAAGAUUAAACUAGGCCUCGCUGGCCGCCACCAGAUCCAGAACGCCGCUCUUGCCAUAGCUCUGUCGCGCAAAUUCCUGGAAGCGCGCGCAUCCAUGACGUUCGAGGACCCACUACCAGAAUCCUUCGCGAAAGGACUUGAGCGCGCGCGCUGGCCUGGUCGCUGUCAAUCAGUGACAGACCCCAAGAACGAGAACACGACGUGGUUCUUGGACGGCGCACACACUGUGGAGAGCUUGAGUGCGUGUAUUGAAUGGCUUGUGAGCCCUGAGGUUGCGUUGCAGCCAACCGACGUGCCCCGCAAGAGGGCUCUUAUUUUCAACUGUACCGGUGGCCGAACAGGAUCUUCUCUACUUGGGACUCUGUUAACGAGGAUCGGCGACCAGCUGAAGGCGUCCGGCUCCGACGAAGAAAGCACUCGGUUCUUCGACCACGUUAUCUUCUGUACCAACGUCACAUACGCCGACGGGGGGUUCAAGAGCGAUCUCACGACGCACGCCAUACCGGAAAACGACCUCGCGCAUCUGAAGACGCAGAAGGAGCUGGCCUCCGCAUGGGCCGAGCUAGUCCCAGACUUCCCCUCCUCCAAUAUCCACGUCCUCCCAUCCGUGGAGGACGCCGUGAAGGUUGUUCGGGAGCUGGAGAGCCCCGAGAGCAAGACGCAGGUCUUGGUUACUGGCAGCUUGCACCUUGUGGGCGGUGUGAUCGAGGUGGCUGGUCUGUCUGAAGUUGCGUUAUAG
Molecule: messenger RNA, 1503 nt
Organism: Gloeophyllum trabeum ATCC 11539
Lineage: Eukaryota; Fungi; Basidiomycota; Agaricomycetes; Gloeophyllales; Gloeophyllaceae
Product: FolC bifunctional protein
Exons: 10
Coding region: 1-1503 (500 amino acids)
Biological process (GO): tetrahydrofolylpolyglutamate biosynthetic process
Cellular component (GO): cytosol; mitochondrion; cytoplasm
Molecular function (GO): ATP binding; tetrahydrofolylpolyglutamate synthase activity
Source: RefSeq, a predicted model, not a curated record